Molecule: messenger RNA, 1668 nt
Organism: Xiphophorus hellerii (green swordtail)
Lineage: Eukaryota; Metazoa; Chordata; Actinopteri; Cyprinodontiformes; Poeciliidae
Gene: ch25hl1.1
Product: cholesterol 25-hydroxylase like 1, tandem duplicate 1
Biological process (GO): lipid biosynthetic process
Molecular function (GO): oxidoreductase activity; iron ion binding
Source: RefSeq, a predicted model, not a curated record
AUGCUGAACAUCAGCGAGCUCUCUCUGAGGUCCCCUCAUUUCAGGGCGUCCGACCGUCUCCUGCAGCCCUUCUGGGACCAUUUGCUUCUUCACCACCUGUCUCUCGUCUCGUCUCCUUUUUUGCCCGUGAUCCUUGCCUUCUCCAGCUACUUUUGCUUUAGUUUGCCUUUUGCUGUGUUGGACCUCUUGGGGGAAAGGGUCCCUUUGUUCCACAAGUAUAAGAUCCAGCAAAACAGGAGGCCAACGCUGGGAAUGAUGGCCAAGAGCUUCAUGACAUCUCUCUAUAACCACAUCUUUUUUGUUUUACCGGCUGUCAUAAUUGGCAUGUUCAUACUGCCAACACCAACCCUGCCGCGAGACGCUCCUACGUUAUAUCAGUUGUUCACCGAAGGACUGGCUAUACUGCUCCUCUUUGACACCCAGUACUUCAUCUGGCACUUUGUGCACCACAAGAACCUGCAGCUGUACCGCUGGGUGCAUGCAGUUCACCAUGAAUACAUGGCUCCAUUCUCCUGGUCCACGGAGCAGCUCAGCAUUCCAGAACUGAUGACCGUGGGCUUCUGGAGCAACCUGGACCCGAUUCUUUUGAGGUGCCACCCACUGAGCACAUGGUGCAUAACAGUUCUGAGCAUCUGGAUGUCCGUAGAGGACCACAUAGGCUACGACCUGCCCUGGACCCUGAGCCACCUGGUGCCCUUCGGUCUGCUGGGGGGCGCCCCGGCCCACGACUUGCACCACCAGAAGCCGAGCAGCAACUACGCUCCCUUCUUCAGCCACUGGGACCGGAUCUUCGGCACCGCCAUGUCUCUGAAGAAGAAAAACGUUGAUUAACACAAAACAAUAAUCGACACAAUUCUGUAAAUACUGCCGUCUUUUAUAAAUAUGUUGUCCUGUUAAAUCUCUUUAUUUUGCUACUGUACUUCUUGCCUUUAUUAGCAUCUUUAAAAAUGCAUUAAACUUGUAAAAAUAUUUAAAUGUGUUUCACCUUUUGUUCAAUAAACAUCUAUUUAUAAAGCAGAUGCAUGGGAUAUAAUUUAUUGAAACCUGAUGUAGUGUUUGUACAUUAUAGUUAAUAUCCAGAGGAUAAACAGUUAAAAUUUGUCUUGUUUAUUGUUUCUGACAAUUUUCUAACACAAAGACUCAAAUGUUGAAGGAAUUUUAUUCAGGAAGAUUUUGCUCAUGAGUCCUGUUAAUAAAGAGAUUUCUGACACAAAUAGUUCAAAACUGAAAUUGAUGUGGCUCAAUAAUAAUUACAUCUAGAAAAUUAAAAAGCCUUAAAAGAAAAUCAUCUUUCACUGCAGAAGCAAAUCAGAGAAACAUUUUGAGAUUGAAUUUUUAAUUCUGAGUACAAUAAUUAGAAAGGGAUGCAAAAAUAUCCUAUUUCAAUAAAGUAAGAUUAGAAACUCUCCAGUUCAGUAGUUACAGUUAGCUCUGUCGUUCUGCUCCCCUUUUGCAAAUAAAACAGAAUUUUAUUUUCUCCUGUAACAUUUUGCAAGUUUGGAUCAUACAAACAGACGGGUAUUUGACCAUUAUUUUUUUUGUACAAUCUUUUUGUAUCACAUCAAGACUUCUCUGAAACUUUUCUUCAGCUGAGCCCAGAUUGUUUUUUAGUAAGACUUAGAUGGCCAUGGAGAACCAUUUCUGUUUUGACCAUUUGUUUUAAUUGUU